CUGGGCAGUGAGCGCUGUAAUGGCUCAUUGUGUAACUUUGUUGCACAUUCUUUUAAAUACAGUAUUAUUAUCCUGCUUAUAUACCGGGUCAUUGGGCACUGAAUUAAGCUUUGUCACUUGUGGGUCAGUCGUGAAACUGCUUAAUGUCAGACACAAUGUCAGAUUACACUCCCACGAUGUCCGGUAUGGUUCUGGCAGCGGUCAGCAGUCGGUGACGGGAGUGACCACAGUGGAAGACAGCAACAGCUACUGGAGUGUGCGAGGCACGAGUAGCGCGGCGUGUCGCCGCGGGACUCCGGUGAGGUGCGGCCAGACCAUCCGGCUCACUCAUGUCAACACUGGCCGGAAUCUGCACAGCCACUAUUUCGCCUCACCGCUGUCUUCCAACCAGGAGGUGAGCGCGUUCGGAGAGGAGGGCGAAGGAGACUCCCUGGACGAGUGGACAGUGCUGUGCGGAGGGGCGGUCUGGCAACGCGACGAAUCGGUGAGGUUCCAGCACGCCGCCACGGAGGGCCUCCUGUCGGUCACGGGCGAGCAGUACGGCCGCCCCAUCCACGGCCAGCGCGAGGUCCACGCCAUGGCAACCCCCAACCAGCACAACUACUGGAAAGCCAUGGAGGGUAUCUUCAUGAAGCCCAGCGAGACCCCUGGGGCCAGGGACAACGACGCCCCGUUCCACACCGAGUUUUGACCUGCAGUUAGUCUCUGCUCCUUUGCUCCUAGUGAGGCUACGCACAAAGUACCACAUGGUCUGGGCCUUCUGGACAGUUGAGCACCCUGACCUUGUAAAAGCAAGAGGUAGGGUGAGAUCUGGUAAAUCUCACUUGAAAGUCAAUCAUUGAAUCCAUUCAAACCUACAGUCAUGGUGCUCUGUCAGUACUCAGCUACAAUGUAGAGGUGGUCCACUUUGAUACACUACAGAACCAUGCCAAUAGGACGGCAGCAGCAGCCUGAUCUCAUCAAAGUUCAAGUGUACAAUCAUAAUGAUUAUUUUUGUUUCGGUCAGAUGGUAAAAGACAGCAAAUUCUGUGCAUGCAUGUGAUGGAGACCAGGGCCAGUUUCACAGACAAUGUCUUACAGGUUGUCAGAUAUGAAGCAUAAUUUAGAUGGUUGCAUUAAGCAGUCUAAAACUUGGCUGCUUAAAUUCUCACUUGCAUCAGAGAUAUAGUUAAUCUUGCAGAAAACUUGAUACAGUCUACAGGGAAACAAUUUUUCAUCACAUACUUAAAAGGCACACAAGCAACAAUCUGUUGAAAGGAAGCCAGGCUAAAAUGAGAUUGUAGACACAUCAUGGACAUAUCUAUGAGAUGGUGAACACUUUUGCACACUGCACUAAAACCAGUCUUAAUGAAUACUAAUUCACAGUUCCAAGUUGAUAUAUAAGUGAUGCAGUUCGUGCAGUUUUUAAAACUUCCUGUAUGAACUGCAUUCAGGGUGUGCCUUGAGCAUGUAUUUCUCUUGAACAAGAUAAAAUCCAUUUCCUUUCCAUUUUGACAAUCUGAAGUCCACAAUUAUUGGAUGCAUGUCUGAUUAAUUGGUAAUUUUUAAUCUAAGUAUUUCUUAAGGUAGGCUUUUUAAAUAACCAAUAUUUUGUCUUUCAAUGAGUUAAAAAGAUUUGAUUUUGUAAGGAGGCCCUGUUGUAAUUCUAAAGUGUAUUUUUAUUCAACUGUCUGACUCCUGUUACAAGACAGCAAAGCAAAAUAAGGUCUGUCUAGCAGUAUAGAUAACAAAAUAAAUUGUUUUAUGCAGUUGGACCCAAGAUGUGGAAAAAUCAGGUUCAGUAUGAGGAGGCUGGGGGCACAUCAGUAUGAGAUUGUGUGGAUUUCAGUUCUGGGAGUUUGGUGUCACUCACCUAGUUUUGCCUCUUUUUGUUUUGAUUUAUGAAGUAUCUUAAAUUCAAUUGUUAAAGACAUACAGCAGUUCAUGAAUGCUAUCCAGACACAUUUUGUUUUGACAAGUUGCUUUCUUACAUAGUGCUUUUUAAUUUCUCAACAUAAAAGUAAAGCACCAGUGCUUGAAUGACCAGUGCUUCAUGUACAGUGUUAACACUAUCAGUAUUGUUUUUUGACACCGGCAGCAACACUUAUGACAUACAGUAUUUUGUAUUUUUUGACUACAUGUUUAUACAAAGCUGUUCUUUCUUGCUUGUGAUUCUAAAAUUUCAGGUGGUUUGUACAAGAAACAAAACUGUAAGAGAUACCUCAAAUAAACAGUUUCUGGAAUCAUAUGUAAGCUCUUAUAACAUUUACAUUUAUUCAUUUAUCAGACGCUUUUAUCCAGAGC
This is a messenger RNA of Megalops cyprinoides (Indo-Pacific tarpon), 2283 nucleotides long. RefSeq names its product stromal cell-derived factor 2 (gene sdf2). The transcript is spliced from 3 exons. NCBI's taxonomy places the organism in Eukaryota, Metazoa, Chordata, Actinopteri, Elopiformes, Megalopidae. The record is from RefSeq and is a predicted model, not a curated record. Bases 20 to 691 code for a protein of 223 amino acids.